This is a messenger RNA of Panonychus citri (citrus red mite), 4578 nucleotides long. RefSeq names its product G-protein coupled receptor GRL101-like. The transcript has 19 exons. Gene Ontology annotation, cellular component: membrane. NCBI's taxonomy places the organism in Eukaryota, Metazoa, Arthropoda, Arachnida, Trombidiformes, Tetranychidae. Gene Ontology annotation, biological process: G protein-coupled receptor signaling pathway. Gene Ontology annotation, molecular function: protein binding; G protein-coupled receptor activity. The record is from RefSeq and is a predicted model, not a curated record. The coding region runs from base 907 to 4350 and encodes 1147 amino acids.
UUGAAUGUUUCCAUUGACAAUACGAUGAUUAUAAUUAACUUUAAUCGUUGUUCAUUGUUAUCAUCAUGAUGAUUAUUAUUUUCAUUUAUAUCCAUUCAUCAUUAAGGAUAAAGAGGAUUAAUUGUAUCUCACAAUGGAAAGUGAUUAAUUUGAUAUUACCCUUACACCCUUUGCCAAUAAGUUCACUUGUUGAUUAAUUUUUGAUCAAUAACACCGGGAAUGUGAAUUAAAUUAAUCGUUAUUAAUAAUGUGACAAACAAAACAAUCAACAACUAAAUCAAUUAUCCAGUUGAUCAACAAAUAUUUUAUUAAAACAAAACCCUAAUCAUCAUUAAUGAUCAUUUAUUAUCUUAUUGUCUUAUUUAAUUAAUUAUUGAAAUUAAUGAUUAACUUAAUCAAUUCACCUACAUAAAUAUAUACAGAUAGUAAUCAUAUUGAUGUAAAUAAUCAACAGUUGAUUGUGAUUAAAAAUUGUGAGUGUGUGAUUUAAGUGACAAGCAAUCAAAAAAAAUGAGCUUUGAUAUGAUGACCACAAUAUUGACCAACAUAACAAUUAACAAGAUCCAAUUAAAUCUGGAAAGUUAAUUAUCUUCACCAUUUAUUGGUCUGUGUAUUUGUCUAUGUGUUUGUGUGUUCCUGUUAAUUGUGAUAAUAAAUUUGAUUAAAUCACAAUUAAAUUUUUCCCCAUGUUUAUGAUUAAAUUAUGUGGAACCAGUUAUUGUUAUUACUAUUCAGCUAUUCAUUGAUUUUAUUUCCAAAUUAUUCAAUUGAUUGUCUACAAUUAAAGACCAUUUCCUCUUCAAUUUCAUCGCCAUUUUUAUCACAAUCACAAUCAGAAUCAUCUUCACCUCACCAUCAUCUGAAUCUGAUUCUGAUUCUGAUUUAAGUGAUAAUUCAAUUAAUCAAAUGGAAACUGAUUUCUAUGAAUCAAAUAAUGAAACAAUUUGUCUCUCGGGUGAAUUCAGAUGUAAUGAUAUUUGUAUUGAAGAAGUGCUUAGAUGUGAUACAAAACCUGAUUGUUCAGAUGGAUUAGAUGAACAGAAUUGUGAAAGUUAUAUUUGCCCUUCCAAUCAUAUGAAAUGUGAAAAUCAUUUUUGUAUUGCUAUUGAUCGGGUUUGUGAUUUCAUUGAUGAUUGUGGUGAUGGUAGUGAUGAACAAAAUUGUACUUUUCGUCGUUGUUGGUACCAAGAGUUCAAAUGUACGAACGGUGAAUGUGUCCAAGGAUAUCGAGUCUGUGACGGUAAAUUAGAUUGUGUUGAUGGUUCAGAUGAAUCUCGUUGUGAUGAACAAGAGCAUUUCAAAGAUUGUGGUGAUGGGAAUCGAGCUCAUGUCUCCGUUUGGUGUGAUGGUUAUGCUAAUUGUCCCAAAAAUCACGCUGAUGAAUUAAAUUGUCGUAAUUGUACCGAUGAUGAAUUUACCUGUUCAAAUAGCCGAUGUAUACCAAGAUCAAGUGUUUGUGAUACGAUUUGUGAUUGUGCUCAAAAUUGUGAAGAUGAAGUUAAUUGUCAAGAGUUUUAUCAUCAAGUUGAUGGUCUUAAGUUCUGUAAUACAAAUGUCACCUUUCCCUGCCCAUGGAAUGGACCUUGUGUCACAAUCGAUGGACUUUGUAACAAAAUCUUCAACUGUCCAUACGAUGACAAUUAUCCAACCCCAUUAGAUGAAUAUGGGUGUGAUAUAAAUGAGGAGAAAUGUUCAACAAAUGAAAAUACUUUCUGGUGUCCAGAGGGAAGAUGCAUCUCCUCAAAUCUCAGGUGUAAUUUUAUCCACGAGUGUUUAAAUGGUGAAGAUGAAUUAAAUUGUCAUCCAACACCUUGUGAUAAUGAGAAACACUUUAAAUGUGCCAAUGGUCAGUGUAUUGACCAGAGUAAACGCUGUGAUUCACAAAUUGAUUGUUACGAUAAAUCAGAUGAACUAAAUUGUGAAAAUUACCCGUGUCCAGAAAAUUGGGCUCGAUGUGCUUCCGGUCAGUGUAUCUUAUCAACCUAUUGGUGUGAUUAUACCGUUGAUUGUUUAGAUGGAUCAGAUGAAACCUUUUGUGAUUAUCGGAUUAAAUCAUCUCCAUGUAAUCCAUUGACCCAUUACACUUGUACCAAUGGUCAGUGUAUCAGUUUAAACAAUCGAUGUCUGGUCACUCCCGAUAAACGGGACUCAUGUUCAGACGGGUCACACCUAAUCGAUUGCGCUGAUUAUUCGUGUCCAUCUAAUUCAAUCAAAUGUUCAAACUCAUUCUGUGUCCAUUCAGCACUUACCUGUGAUCAUAAGAUUGACUGUCUUCGUAGUUGGACCGACGAGGAAAGUUGUUCUUUUACCUGCUCCUUUAAAACUCCCUGUCCAUGUAUCGAUAUUGUCAUGAACUGUACUAAUUAUGGAAUCGAUUAUAUUCCUGAUGAUAUUGAAACCGGAAUCUCUCGAGUAAUAAUGAAAGGCAACAAUUUAGGACCGAAUUUAACACAAUCGACUUUCAACAAACUCGAUAAAAUGGUUCACAUUGAUCUAAGCAACUGUUUAAUCCAACGAAUAGAAUCUGGAACAUUUCAAAAUCUUGGAAUUCUAAAAGUUCUAAUUUUAAGUGAUAAUCAGUUAACUGAAUUAACUAAUGAAAACAUUUUCACUGGAUUAAUUAGCUUAGGAACCAUUAUUUUUAAUGGUAACAGAAUCAAAUCAAUUGCUCCAUUUGCAUUUAAAGGACUUUCAGCAAUUAACGCAUUAGAUUUGGGAAGGCAACAAUUAACAACAAUUAAACGGAAUACAUUUAACGGGAUGAGAUCAUUAGUAACAUUAGAUUUAUCAAACAAUCAACUAAAUUACAUUGAAGAAGGUGCUUUCGUUGGUCUGGUUAGAUUAACAUCAUUGGAUUUGACCGGAAAUAAGUUCAAUGAAAUGGGAACUCAAGUUUUCACCGGAUUACCAAAUCUUAAGAAAUUGACUACCGAUGAAUUCAGAUUCUGUUGUUUGGCUCGUCAUGUGAAAAAUUGUCUACCAGAACCUGAUGAAUUCUCAUCAUGUGAAGAUUUAUUAUCCAAUAUUAUUCUUAGAAUUUGUAUCUGGAUUCUUGGUGUUCUAUCGAUAACCGGAAACUGUAUGGUCAUUUUCUGGCGAACUUCCCAUCGACUAAGAAAUUCGGUAUCUUCUUUCCUUAUCGCUAAUCUGGCCUUAGGCGAUCUGAUGAUGGGUGUUUAUCUUAUCAUCAUUGGAUCAGUUGAUUUUACUUAUAGAGGUCAAUAUUUUAUCCAUGAUGCUUAUUGGCGGUCAAGUAAAAUGUGCCAAUUGGCCGGUUUUAUAUCAACCCUUUCCUCUGAGUUAUCGGUAUUUACUUUAACCGUUAUAACUAUUGAUCGUUUCCUACGAAUAACUUUUCCAUUAAAAUUUCACCGUUUCAAGAUGACCAAUGCUCGACUGGUCAUUCUUGGGACCUGGAUAUUCACUGUGAUACUCGCUGGUGUGCCUUUACUGGACAUUAAAUAUUUUGACAAUUUCUAUGGACGAUCAGGUGUUUGCCUUUCUCUUCAUAUAACAAAUCAACGUCCCAAUGGUUGGGAAUACUCAGUGUUUGUCUUCCUGGUUCUUAAUUUUAUCUCAUUUACAACAAUCGCCAUUGCCUAUGUUUGGAUGUUCAUUGUUGCCAAAAAUACUCGAAGUGCCCUAAGGUCAGCGGACAUACGAUUAAGUUCAACAAUGGCCAAGAGAAUAAUGUUAAUUGUGAUGACCGAUUUCUGGUGUUGGAUGCCGAUCAUUGCUCUUGGCGUAAUCUCACUCAACGGAGUUAAACUUCCCCCUCAGGUCUUUGCUUGGGUCGCUGUGUUUGUCUUACCUUUAAAUGCUGCCAUGAAUCCAAUUUUAUACACGAUAUCGACUUUACCGAUAUUCAAACGAGCUUAUAGUCGAAGUGCUCAAGAAUCAAAAAGUUCAGUUGUUCUGAAAAAUGGUCGAUCCAAAUCAACCAUCCACAGGAAAAGUUAUCACUCUAAACAUCAUUAUUUUUUCAAUGUUGAUAAAAAUUCUGGAAAUCCUGAGGUUAAUUGUAAUUUAAGCAGCAAUGAGAAUGGAAAUCAUUUCAAUUCAAAUCAAAAUAGUUUAAGUGAUAAAAGUAAUCAUCUCCGAAACAGUUCACUUGAUUGUAACAAUAACGCUAAUCAUUUGAAUCGGGAAAUUGUUCUGGUCGGAGGUGAAGGCAGUGUCGGUGGUGUCGGUGGUGGUGGUGGGGUGAGUGUCAAUGUGAGUGUUUCUUUGAAGAGACAACAAUCAUCAAUAUCAUCCUCAUCUUCAUUGGCCCUCACACCGUUAACACCUCGAUUAUCUCGUAAAUCAUCAAGAUCAAUUUAUUUCGAGCCGAACAAUCAACUAUCCUAAUUGUAAUUUUCCAUGAUUGCUAAUAUCCAAUGUUAAUCUAAAUCAAAAUAACCUUUUCAAUGGCUCCAUCCAAUGUUACUAAAUGAACAAUUUAACGAUUAAUUGGACAAUCAAACUGAUUGUUGCUAUAAAUUAUGUGCACUUAUUGUUUUAAAAUUAAAUCAUUUUCAAAGUGUAUUUUCACCAUUAUUAACAAUUUGAUUAAAAACUUAUUUGUAAAUGUUACAA